UCUCUCUCUUCAAAAUAAACAAAACAAUACGAACCACCCGAUUCAACAAAUGCUCUCUCUCCUUUUCUCAUCUCCUACAACGACUCUUCUCUGUUCCCUCUCCGGAAAACUCUCUAUCAAACCCACCUUAACCAGAACUCUUCCGUUCUUCAUCGCCUCAACCACCACCAUGUCCAUAAACCUCCAAUCCCAUGCCUUUGCCGGCAACCCUCUAAGGUCCAAAACUCUCAAACCCACUGAUCCUUUAUCACCUACCUCAGCCCUUGAAACUCUCAAGACUCAACUUUUGGACGAUACCCACCAAUUAUCUUCUAUUAAUUUCAGGGUUUUACCCUUUAGAAAGGGCAAGCCCCUUGCCUCUUCCAUUAGUGGUGUUGAUUGUGUGCCAAAUUGGCGCCUUGGUUGGAUCAGUUUGGUUGAUUGUAAAAGUUUGUUGGCUGGUUAUGGGGUUGAAUUGACCGGGGAGAGUUUGGUUUAUCUGGGUUCAAGGUCUGAGGAGGAUGUGGUUUGUUGGGCAAUUGAUGUUUCUACUGAGGAUGAUUUGAUCAAUGGAUUUGGUAGCAAGCAAUUAUGCUUUGUUGAAUUGAGGACGCUUAUGGUGGCUACGGAUUGGGCUGAUGAGCUGGCAAUGGGAGAUUUGGCUAUUGCUGGUCAUGCCAGGGCAUUGCUAGAAUGGCAUAACUUAGCACGUUUUUGUGGACACUGUGGAGCAAAAGCGGUCCCUAUGGAAGCUGGGAGACGGAAGCAUUGCUCUAAUGAGCUGUGCAGAAAGAGGAUUUACCCUCGUCUUGAUCCGGUGGUGAUCAUGUUGGUUAUUGAUAGAGAAAAUGACCGUGUCCUUCUAAGUAGACAAUCAAGAUUUGUACCCCGAAUGUGGAGUUGCUUAGCUGGUUUCAUAGAGCCAGGAGAAAGCUUAGAAGAAGCAGUUCGGAGAGAAACAUGGGAAGAGACUGGUAUUGAAGUGGGAGAAGUUGUUUAUCAUAGUUCCCAACCUUGGCCAGUUGGUGCAAACAGCAUGCCAUGCCAGCUGAUGGUGGGUUUCUUUGCCUAUGCAAAAUCACUUGAAAUAAAUGUUGAUACAGAAGAGUUGGAAGAUGCUACAUGGCACAGUAGAGAAGACGUCCGAAAGGCAUUGAUGGUUGCAGAAUAUGAGAGGGCACAAAGAACAGCAGCUGCAAAGGUUGAUCAGAUGUGCAGGGGCGUGGAGAAAGGACAGAAUUUUUCAGCAGACUUUAACGUGGAAAGUGGGGAGCUUGCUCCAAUGUUUUUCCCUGGCCCCUUUGCAAUUGCUCACCACCUAAUCUCUUCUUGGGUUAAUCAAUCUUCAACAAUUGGAGUUGAAAUUCAACCAAAACAACAAAGUGGUUCUCUGUCUAACUUGUAGCAAUCAUGCUUUGCUCUCGAAUGAAUCGUUUCACUCACUUUUUGCCCCACAUCGAGUAUAUUCAACCUUGAACAUUGCUAUCUCUCUUUUUUCCCCUAAGUUCAUUCACUCCCAGGUUGUGAGCAUGUCUUUUAACUAUCUGAAAUUCCAAACAAGAGUGGCAGCUCCUUUCUUUGGCUUCUGGGAAUGUCUGUUGUAUAACCAAUUAAAAUUAUUUAUAAACCAUCCAAAGAUUGUUUGAUUGGAUUCAUAUCCAUGUGAAUUCUUUUACUAUUUUGGAUCUCUUGGUCUGUAAAUUUUUGUUUUCUAGUGAAGAAGAUGAAUAGACAUUGCCUGCAUUUUGUUUGUUUCAAAGGAGUAAAACAGAUAUACAUAGAACACAUUGUUUGGUUCUCAAAUGAAUUAUGUAAAAUUUUCUUGUUUGAUUUGAA
Manihot esculenta (cassava) is the source of this 1815-nucleotide messenger RNA. RefSeq names its product nudix hydrolase 19, chloroplastic. Gene Ontology annotation, biological process: NAD+ catabolic process; NADP+ catabolic process. The transcript is spliced from 6 exons. Gene Ontology annotation, cellular component: cytosol. Bases 50 to 1384 code for a protein of 444 amino acids. The record is from RefSeq and is a predicted model, not a curated record. Gene Ontology annotation, molecular function: NADH pyrophosphatase activity. NCBI's taxonomy places the organism in Eukaryota, Viridiplantae, Streptophyta, Magnoliopsida, Malpighiales, Euphorbiaceae.